GAGACAUGGCCCCGCUUCUCCUGGUGCUCUGGGCAUCGCUGGUGUCUAUGGAGCUCACCGGAGGCAUGAUGGUCAACGAGGUACCAGCCCAAAACCUGAGCUGCUUCGAGUGCUUCAAGGUUCUCCAGGCCAGCAAGUGUCACCCCAUAGAGUGUCGGCCCAACGAAAAAGUCUGCGUGAGCAACGAGGUUCUCCUUUACACGAGUACAAAGAGAAGAACUCAGAUCAGCAAGCGCUGUGCCACUGCUUGUCCAAACUCCAAUAAUGUCAUUGAAUGGUCAUUGGGCAAUACUCAGGCCAGGAUCACCAGAAGAUGCUGUUCUGGGGAUCGCUGCAACAGAGCACCUGGGAGUUGGGAGGGGUUCUGGUCCUUACCAGGGAGGCUCCUUCUGCCAAUGGGUCUGGGCCUCUUCUGCACCCUGUUGUGAGGACCACUUCCUUCUUGGACCUCCUGUCUUCCACCUCAAAUCCCACCUUCAUCCAUUCCAGGACUUGCAAUUCAAUGGUCUGUCUGUGGGGUAGAAGGGAGGACACCAUAUCCUUUGCUGAGGACUCAGCAGUCUGCUCCUCCCUGACAUCCUGGCCCAGGAACUAGGAAUAAAACCCUGCUGCUCCUCAUGGAGACAGAGAGGGAGUAUUUCCAAUGCAGACUAUAGGCUUCUUCAAAAAAAAAAAAAAAGAAAACCCUUGACCCUUGGCACACUGUCAUGCACUGUAAGUGGGAGAUGGACCUGAUGAAGCAAGAGGUGCAGCCACACUCUGGCACUGCUCCACUUGUGUCCCCUGUUCAUGCACUUGAACUUGGGCAUCUCACUCAGAGACAGUAAACUUGCUUCCCCACA
Molecule: messenger RNA, 842 nt
Organism: Mus musculus (house mouse)
Lineage: Eukaryota; Metazoa; Chordata; Mammalia; Rodentia; Muridae
Gene: Ly6l
Product: lymphocyte antigen 6 family member L
Exons: 3
Coding region: 6-428 (140 amino acids)
Cellular component (GO): plasma membrane
Source: RefSeq, marked validated